AUGCCAACCUAUUCAUCGUAUCAGCCCGUAAACAGGUCUCAUCAACCCAAAUCUCAAAAGCUUCUAGUAAGUGACAAACAAAAGAGGGUUGAGGUAGUGAGAGGUACAUGCCAAACUGUGUCCAAGCCAACAUCACAUCACCAAUGCCAUUGUAAAUCGACACAAGAGCAACAUAUGAACGAAGCACGACUGUUGCAAAUACCAAAACAUCAACUGCAUAUCUCAAAGGCCCAGAACUGUAGAGGUAUACUUGCUUUACCUUUAAAUAACACGCACCAAAGAUUAGAGAAUAUAGGCGAGGAUAGAAAUGGUACUAGCAAACCAUAUCAAAAGUGUGGUCUACUACAGCUAUCGCGCUCUGACAAGUUUGUUUACAAGCCUAGAGACAAGAGUCAGAAUACAUACACAUUAGAUACCAGUCCACCUCUUGUUCAGAUCGAUACCAACACUCAUACUAAAUCAAAUCAGCUCAUCAGACAUCGAUCCCCACGAGAAGCUUACCGACUAAAGCAAUCUCAUGGCCCUAAUUUGCUUGACAAGCCACCCUGUAGAAAUGUGCAAUCAUUGGCUCAAGAAAAUAUACAAAGUGCACAGACUUUGUUUGAUCCAGACGCCUGGAAACGAUUCAAGAUGCUUUCUCGGAUGGAAUCUAAUCCGUCACGUACAUUAUCUAUAGUGCCUAUUACACAGCCUGCCUUUCCAGCCAAUCCUUCAUACUUACUGCCAAUUGAAUCUAAUAACGAGAAAAAAACACUGGAGCAACAUGUAGGUUUAUUACAAGACCGCGAUGCAUUCAUGAGCACAACUGUCCAUAAUUUAAUCUACGCGACGGGUUGGGAAGUCGAGGCCGCACGUCAAAGAUACAUAUAUUUAAACAGUACAGCCAGAGGAAUAAUGGGGUCUUUGUCCAAAGUCCAGCUUGAACAGUGUAUAAAAUAA
Molecule: messenger RNA, 939 nt
Organism: Batrachochytrium dendrobatidis JAM81
Lineage: Eukaryota; Fungi; Chytridiomycota; Chytridiomycetes; Rhizophydiales
Exons: 1
Coding region: 1-939 (312 amino acids)
Source: RefSeq, a predicted model, not a curated record